AGCCCUCUCCAUCCAGUGAGCCAGGACUGAGAGGGCACCAGGGGCCAUUGUAAGCAGUCUUAGGGUGAGCCCAUGAGAACGCAUCGCUAGGGCUCUGACAUGACAAUGCCUGCCUGCCCUCUGAGGGCUACAGGACUUGCCCAGUUGGGAAACAGCUAAGCACCCAGGGGCCUGCCAUUCCUUCAGCUAACAUUUCCUGAGCAUUGUGCUAGAGACUGGACAUAAAGGGUUUGAACAAUUGACCUGGACUUAGCCCACAGCCCUGUCCUCCAUCACGGCCACUUCACCAUUCUGGCUGACUAGGAAGAUGUUUCCCUUCAAGGUGAGCAAAUGGAUGGGACUCUCUUGCUUCCGGUCACUGGUCUCCUCCUCUCCCAAUAUUCGCCUGAAGAAACUAAUCCACAAGUUGCAGGAGGAAAAAGCUUUUAGAGAAGAGAUGAAAAUUUUCCGCAAGAAAAUAGAAGACUUCAGGGAAGAGAUGUGGAAUUUUCGAGGCAAGAUUCGUGUUUUCCGGGGCCAGAUCUUGGGUUUUUGGGAAGAGGAGAGUCCUUUCUGGGAAGAAGAGAAAACCUUCUGGAGAGAGGAAAAAGCCUUCUGGGAAAUGGAAAAAUCUUUCCGAGAAGAAGAGAAUACCUUUUGGAAAAAAUACCGUACCUUCUGGAAGGAGGAUAAGGCCUUCUGGAAAGAGGACAAUGCCUUAUGGGAAAGAGACCGGAACCUUCUUCAAGAAGACAAGGCCCUAUGGGAGGAAGAAAAGGCUCUAUGGGUAGAGGAAAGAGAUCUCCUUGAGGAGGAAAAGGCCCUGUGGGAAGAUAAAAAGUGCCUCUGGGAAGAGGAAAAUGCCCUCUGGGAGGAAGAGAAAGCAUUCUGGGUAGAAGAUGGUGGCCAUAUUGCUGGGGAGCAGUUGCGUGAAGAUGGGCCCUACAACAUCAAUGGAGGGCAGAGAUCACCCGUCUUCUCCCGAGGCAGGGCAUAGUGAGCACAGGAGAUGCAGAGACAUGGGGUCCAGGCUACUGGAUUGGGAUUCAAGUCCAGGGACCCAUGUACUGGAGAAAACAUGCACAUAUUUGUCUCCUUGUUCUGAAAGAUCUAAUAAAAUCCUGAGGAGAGGUUUGGAAAUCAACUCUUCAAGGAAGGCCAGCUGUAUUAUUAUUAUU
Messenger RNA from Tupaia belangeri chinensis (Chinese tree shrew), 1157 nucleotides. It is a transcript of the gene CCDC70, whose product is annotated as coiled-coil domain containing 70. Lineage: Eukaryota; Metazoa; Chordata; Mammalia; Scandentia; Tupaiidae. The record is from RefSeq and is a predicted model, not a curated record. Bases 308 to 976 code for a protein of 222 amino acids. The transcript is spliced from 3 exons.